Molecule: messenger RNA, 2166 nt
Organism: Cylicocyclus nassatus
Lineage: Eukaryota; Metazoa; Nematoda; Chromadorea; Rhabditida; Strongylidae
Source: the annotation of a GenBank genome assembly
GCUGCAUGUAAUGCCAACGUUGAUGAGAGUAAAGAUGUCGUCGUUAGCUUAAAGAGCCCAGAUGAGUCGGAACCGCCUCAUCGAUGCACUGACGACGAAACUAGUUGCGAAGGAAAUAGACAGGAUCAAGAUGAUGUCGCAGGAGAUACUAUCCUCUCUCAGGAAGAAGAUGAGAAGAGAAUGUCAUUCUUGGACGCCACCAUCCGAACAUUCCAUUCCAUUCCAUUCCCCAUCCCAAAAACUCUGGGAUGUGAUUCCGAUGUUAGCGUGGAUCACGAUCAGAUUCUGCACAAGCAGGCAAGUACAUCAUUCAGUAUGCUGAGAAGUUAUGGUUUGCUAUGUGAUGUUGAGCUAUCUACCGGUGAUGCAAGGACGAUUAUCGCUCACAAGGUUAUCCUAGCUGCAGUAAGUAGUUACUUCCGUGCGAUGUUCACGGUUGACAUGGUGGAAUCGAAAAAGAAUAAGAUUACCAUGCACAAUAUUGACUUCAUCACAUUGGAACAGAUAAUCAACUACAUCUACUCUGGACGCAUACAGCUCAAUGGCAAAAAUGUGCUUCCAGUGAUGUUUGCCGCAAAUUUUCUCCAGCUGAAUGAUCUGACUGAAAGAUGCGCAGAAUUUUUGAAAAAUCGUCUCAAUGCAUCAAAUGUGCUCUUUGUUCGGGCAAUUUGUUCGGCUCUAAAUUGCAGAUCAGCGUUGAGGGAUACUGAACGUUUCAUAGAGACGUAUUUCUCACUGGUUUGCGACAGUGAUGCUUUCUUGGACUUACCCAUUGAUGACCUGGUCGAAUUAUUGUCUAGAGAUAGUUUAUACGUUGAAAACGAGGAGUCGGUGUGUAAAGCAGCUUUGCGCUGGGUCGAUCACGAUGCGGAACAUAGGAAACAGUUUAUGUGCAGAAUCUUGAAAAGCAUUCGGUUGCUAUCAUUGGAACCCACUUUUCUGGCAAAGGUUGUUGGGCGCCAUCCACUUGUUCGUGACGACCGGAGAAGCAGAGAUUUGGUCGAUGAAGUGAAAGACUUUCAUUUGAUUCCGGAAGCAGAUCGCACUAUACCGUAUCCAUCCAGCUGCGAUCCUCGUGAAUGUCCUCAUCGACCUUGUCUCAUAUUUGCAGUAGGUGGUGCGUCAAGCGAUGGCACAUUGUGCGAAGUGGAGAAAUACGAUCCAAUAAGAAGACACUGGGUAGCUGCAGAACCAAUGACAGCAAAGCGAAAGAAUUUUGGAGUGGCCGUUCACGAUGGCUUGAUUUAUGCUGUUGGUGGCAACUGCGAUGAUGCUCCUGAGCCCGUAAACACUAUGCAGUCAUUUAGUUGGUCUGCGAGCCAAUGGAAUGCAAUGCCCGACAUGCCCACUCCUCGAAGCAAAUUGUCGGUUGCUGUGCUUGACGACAAACUUUACGCUUGUGGAGGAGAAUGUGGAAAUGGCGUAGUGAACACAGUACACAUCUUCGACUUUUCAAAAAACACUUGGGAGGAAGGUGUAGCCAUGCCUCAAAAUCGAAGAGAUGCUGCUGUUGCCAUUCUCGAUGGUGCACUAUACCUGAUCGGUGGCCAUGAUGGAAAUUCUGUGCUAUCCUCUGUUGUACGAUUUUGUGCCGCGAAGAACGAGUGGCUAGAGGUUCCUUCACUGGGAUCACCCAGACAUUUGGCUGCCGCUACCGCAUUGAAUGAUAGAAUCUACGUCUGUGGCGGUUCAAAUGGAAAAGAGGACCUAAAUUCAGUCGAAUGCUUCGAUCCACUUCUGAACUACUGGUUCACCGUUCCGCCGAUGAAAGUUGUCCGAAAAAAUCAUUUUCUCUUGUCCUAUGACAAUGCAAUUUAUGCCAUAGCAGGGGAGAAUGACUCAACCGCCCUUUCCUCUAUGGAAGUUCUUCAUGAUGGUGGUUCCUGCGAAUGGGAAUUCGUCGAAUAUCUGAAUACUAGCAGAAAAGAGUUUGGAGCUGCCGUUGUUCCGAUAUCUGUUAGUCAGCUGAGAUCGUGAUCAGGUGCUAAGACCUGCUUCUUCUGUGACAGAGAAUCAUCACAUCGUCAUGAAUCAAUCAUUCAUGAAUCAUUCCUUUAUUUUCUUUCCCCUUUGAUUUUGAUGCUGGAGUUCUGUCAUGUCAUGUUAUAAUCUCAGCUCAACACUGAAGAUGUUUUUGACUAUUCUACGAAUGAAAUUUUCUUCGUC